Messenger RNA from Bombyx mandarina (wild silkworm), 6873 nucleotides. RefSeq names its product TGF-beta receptor type-1 babo (gene babo). Lineage: Eukaryota; Metazoa; Arthropoda; Insecta; Lepidoptera; Bombycidae. Gene Ontology annotation, cellular component: plasma membrane; signaling receptor complex. Gene Ontology annotation, biological process: cellular response to growth factor stimulus; protein phosphorylation; cell surface receptor protein serine/threonine kinase signaling pathway. The record is from RefSeq and is a predicted model, not a curated record. Gene Ontology annotation, molecular function: ATP binding; transmembrane receptor protein serine/threonine kinase activity.
UUUACCUUCCGCAGAGAUACCUAUCUAAAAUUAUUAUUGUUAUAAGUACAUAGUUUUAUUAUAUACUUAGGCUUAAUGAAAAGUAACGAAAGCAAUAAAUUAAAUUCGGGUAAUAAUAGUAAACGAAAAGCAAUAAUUGUAUGUCCAAUGAAAAUGUCAAAUGUUCCUAGAAGUAUUAGAAUAUAUCAAUGGCCGUGUCUUUCUAGUGUCAAUAUUAGAUUGUUUCUUCAUACCGGACUAUAAAUUAUAAUGUUUAUAGCUGGUAAUGUGAUAAUGAAUACUUUUCGUCUAAAAAAAUGGGUUAUUCUAGUAAUAUUUGCUGUAUAUCGAAUGUUGGAUGCUGUAGACGCUUUGAAAUGUUAUUGCAAUAGUAAGAGAUGUCCCAAUUCCACCUGUGAGACUGAUGGGUAUUGUUUUGCCUCUGCCAGUUUUGAAAAUGGAGCUCCAAAAUAUCAAUACCACUGUCUCGACCUCAAAUCGUCAGUGCCCAUCGAGCACCCCUUCAGUUGCUCCACGACGAAAACUAAAAAUGAGUCGUUGAUGAUAAGAUGUUGUAAGGUACAUGACAUGUGCAAUCGAGAGAUACUCCAGGAGCUGCAUCCGAAGCCGCCAGAGACGAGCCCGACCGCGACGGCAUGGCAGGUUGUGCCUUGGAUCAUGGGACUUGUUGUAUUCGCCAUAUGCGUCGCUUUAAGUCUGUGGUGGGCGAAGAAAUGGCGAGCCGACGGGAAACGACCGCCACGGCCUUACCCGGAUGAGGACGAGACCAAACACAUACUUAAUACACCCACCACCACUAUCAGAGAUAUGAUUGAACUAACGACGUCUGGCUCUGGAUCUGGAUUACCGCUUCUGGUGCAGCGAAGUAUCGCACGCCAGAUCCAACUGGUGGACAUAAUUGGAAAGGGUCGUUUCGGCGAGGUGUGGCGUGGUCGUUGGAGGGGUGAGAACGUCGCGGUUAAGAUAUUUUCAUCUCGCGAGGAAUGUUCUUGGUUCCGGGAAGCGGAAAUUUACCAGACCGUGAUGUUGCGGCAUGAAAAUAUCCUUGGGUUCAUUGCGGCUGAUAAUAAAGAUAAUGGGACGUGGACUCAGUUAUGGUUGAUAACUGAUUAUCAUGAAAAUGGUUCUCUAUUUGAUUUCCUUACUGCAAAAUCAAUCGACUCGAACACGCUCAUUAAGAUGUCCCUCUCCAUCGCAACUGGACUAGCUCAUUUGCAUAUGGACAUUGUCGGCACAAAAGGAAAGCCGGCUAUAGCUCAUCGGGAUCUCAAAUCGAAAAACAUAUUGGUGAAAAGCAACUUGUCUUGCGUGAUCGGGGAUCUCGGGCUUGCCGUGCGCCACAAUGUCUCGAACGACUCUGUUGAUGUACCGUCGACCAACCGUGUGGGCACCAAGCGGUACAUGGCGCCGGAGGUAUUAGAUGAAACGAUGGACACGCGGCAGUUCGAUCCUUACAAGCGUUCGGACGUCUAUUCAUUCGGCCUAGUGCUGUGGGAGAUGGCUCGUCGCUGCGGUAACAUGCCGGACGAUUACCAGCCUCCUUAUUACGACUGCGUGCCACCGGAUCCGGCGCUCGAAGACAUGAGACGCGUUGUAUGCACCGAGAAGCGAAGACCGAACGUACCUAAUAGGUGGCACUCUGAUCCGGUGCUGUCAGGAAUAUCAAAGGUAAUGAAAGAAUGCUGGUACCAAAAUCCGGCGGCCAGGUUGACUGCGCUCCGAAUCAAGAAAACCCUUGCCAAUGUCGGAACAAACGGCGCGGACUACAUCAAACUUUGAACUAACUGCACCAGUGCUAAUUUUAACUGAACUAUGAUCUUUUUUACACUGUGGUCAAAUUUAGAAGGUAUUAUGCAACUUUGGUAUCUACGUACACAACCGUGUUUCCAUUUCUUUUUUGAAAGGUAACUUAUACUUGAGACCUUAGAACUUAUAUCUCAAGGUGGGUGGCGCAUUUACGUUGUAAAUGUCUAUAGGCUCCAGUUACCACUUAACACCAGGUGGGCUGUGAGCUCGUCCACCCAUUUAAGCAAUAAAUAAAUAAUAUUUUUUUUUUUUAUAUUUGAAAGGUCAUUGUAAGAUAGUAAUAAUAUUCCUAUUUAAAUUUAACUUGAAAUUCAAUUCAAACUUCUUUUCAACUUGUCUUUAAGAGAAACGAAAUAAAUUUGAAUGAUUUUAUUUCCGUGUAUUCGAAUUUUGAACAGAAAUCGUUUAGAGAUUGUUUUAAUACGAAUAAGAGAACUUGAUUUAUUCCGCAAAGUCCAUAGUUCAGUUUGAAGUAUUUUUUUUAUCUAUUUAAAAUAAUCUGAGCUCUGAUCGCCCGAAUGCAAAUGGCACUUUAUAUUUUUUCUAGAUUUAGUUAAUUCAAGACUGAAAUAAUUAAACAUAUAAUUCUUAAUACAUUUAUACUUGCUGCUUUUUUUUUUGUACUGAUCGUUUGUCUGUUUUUAACGUUAAUAGAAUUCUUUGGGAGAUCAGAGCCGUAAGUCUGGUCUAGUGUUUAGACGUUUUGUUAUUGAAACGUUAAGUGUCCUUCUUAUCGUAACGAUGUUGUGUUCUGUUCAACUAAGCUUCGUUGUAGUGGAUACAAGUUAUUAUAGUUUUGGACCUGACAUGUUCCAGUUAUACUCUGUUCAUUAUCGAACAGCGGUAGUAUAGGCAACGAUGCCACUUGGGACAAGCUACCGUACGUGUUUGGUUAUAAAGGGUUGUUGUGUGUAAUUCUAGUUAGUUCUUCUCGGGUCGGUUAUUAUGCUAAGAAUAGCUUUCGUGUUAGUUGAGGUAUAAACUAGUCCAUAUUAUCAGUAGUUGUGAUUUUAACUUAAAAAAAAAAGGAAUUAAUAAAACGUAAAAAGAAAAAUAUAUUAUUAUUAUUAUUUAUACUGUAUACACUUUAUAUUACGUUAUAUUCUUUUAUGUGUAUUUUAUACAUUGAGAAAGCAAGCGAAUAUAAUUUAUUUCGCAGAUACGUAUUUCAAGCCUUAUUACGCGAAGGCUUUAUGUUAGGUUAGUGUUCGAUUUUAAUUUUUAAGUUAAUUUCUCAUUUCAAACAUAUAUAUAUUUUUUUAGUAUGGAAAAGUCAAACUUUAGAAUACGCGUCUUAAGAUAUAAAGAAUCGGUAUUUACGUAGUCAUAACAACAAUCUAUAUACAUAGAAUUGAUUGUCGUUUUAAGCAGCAGAUAUCCGAACUGCUGUAGAUAGUAUAACUUAGCGUGAUAACCGAGUUCUUAGGCCCACACAUAUUUGAAUCGUAAGACGGCAUUUACUUAAGACACGUGGAUUGUUUGUUUGUUUUUUUAUUCUUCUUCUUUUAAAUUUGAGUUGAGUCGCGAGUACGGACCUGAAGCGUGCUGGGAUCGCGUUCGACUUGUGCAUGCCACCUCGCUCUACCUCAGAUUGUAUCAGAUUGGAGCAUUUAUUGGAAGUAAUAUGAAGCGCUCCCGUGCUCGCUUGUAGUGAUAUAUUUUUGUUACCAAGUGCGUAAUUUUAAACUUUUAUUAGCGGGGUUAUAUAAUUCAAUUUUAUUUUCCGUAAAAUAAAAAUAACAGAUUGACAUCGUAUUUUUUUUUUUUUAUAAUUAUAAUAUUUAUUUUUGUACACUACGUUUUCUGUGAUACGAGAAUGAACCGCGGCUUUUAUUGUAGGUUUAAAUAUGUUAGUUCAAUGACGUAAUCACUAAUGUUAUGUUUUACAUGAAACCGAUUUCUUAUGUUUCCUCUUGAACAGUUAGUUUGUUAUAUGAUUAUGAUUUCAUAUCCCGUAGAAUGUUACGCCAGAUUUAUUACUUUGUUGUUCGCUUCUCGUUACAGAAGCGUUUGUACCGCGAUCGAGUUUGACAUGUGACGUAUUGACGUAUUGUCAAUUUUAAAACGUAUUGGAGGCAAACGUUUCCUGAAACUAUUCCCAUUUGUACCUUUCAAAUCGUUAAAGUUUUACAUUAAUUAUUAAUAUUACCGGUUGCCUAAGAAUAUUCUGAGAUUUUUUAACCAUAUUUUAUUAGCAAACUUCUAUUUCUGACAACGUUUUAACAUCUUACAAGGUAGUGUGCUUAAUAUGAGCGUUAGCGAUUCGUAUGAAUCAAACCCUUACUGUGUAGGUGGAAAAACUUAAUCUUAAAUAAAACGGUGCCCACUUUUUGUAAGUUUAUCGAAAAUAGAAUACAGAAAACUUAUGGAAUUAGAAAAAUUGUUUUCUUGUAAAUGAAACCGGGUGGUGUCCUCUUUACACAACUUAUCCUAAACCUUAGGAUUUAUAAGUGGAUAGACUUUUUUGUAAUUUUUAUACGUAUAGUAAUUUUAAUUAUUUAUUUUUGUGUUCGAUUUUUUCUAAAUAACCCUACUUACUCGUAUAUUUAUUUAUAUUUAAUACAAAUCGAUGUUCAUACGUUAUUUAUAUAUAGAAAUAAUUUUAUUUUACGAGACCGAUAGUACUUCGAUGUACAAUAUAAGUAAAGGCUUAGAUUUCAUUAUUAUUUUAUUUUAAUUUGUGUACGUUUAAUGUCAGUCUUAUACAGAGAUAAUAAAUAUUCGUCGAUGGUGAACUUACGAGACUGAUUCUUUGUAAAUUGUAAACCUAAUGUUCGUUUAUAUUUGAAAGCGAUCUUCGACGUGACGCUCGCCCGCCACGCAUCCACAAUUCGAUGUACUUACAAUGCACGUGAUACGCGCAAACUAUAUCAUUAACUUAAACAAGUUAUUAAUUAUAAAAUUGCAUCAGUUUCGUAUAUAAACGAAUGAUAUCGCGAAGAUUUGAUAAGUCGGCGCGAACGGGAAAAACGUAAUGCGGUUUAUUAAAUAAACACGUUUGUUGCGAAGCGUCGAGUUUAUUAUUAUUUAAACGCUUUGCGCUUGCUGUUGCAUCACGGCGUCUUAAUUAAUUCGGUGCUGGUAUAGAGGCGUGGGUGUUGCGUCGUUGAUGAGCUUAGCUGGUUUCCGAGACUCUGAAAUAACCGUAACGCUCGCAGUACGAACAGAUUAAUCGUAACGAAAAACUUAAAACGAAUGAUCUCUUGAAUUUUGAAAUGUACAUAAUAAUUCGUAACGAAGGGUAAAGUUUGUAAUAAAAGUGACACGCGCGGCUCCCUCGAGACGUUUGCCCAAUUACAUCGUAGAUGUAAUUUCCUCAGCGUCGUCCGUUUUGAAUUUAAGGAUUUAGAUUCGUUUUAAGUGAUGCAGACGAGAAACUGUAGUACUGUAGUUAUUCGAACAAAAGAGUUUUUCUAGUUGAGAGUUUACAAACGCGCACACUAUAAAAUUAUAUAUUUUUUUGUUUUAGUAACAUAAAACCAAUGCUAUCGAUUUAAAUACGUGCGUACCUAACUUAAUUAUAAAGAAUAUUAAUCGGUUAAGUGAUAUUGAAUAGCAAUCUUACCUAUGUACCUCAAAUCGUAAAUUAUUCAGAGUAUAUGUUUUAAUGCGUUUUAGAAAGUAUAUAAUAUUAUGAAAAUUAUUUUUGUAUGUUACUUAACAUACGUACGCGGUGCUAGUGUGUUUUGCACAGCCCUUCGCGUUGUAACUUACGGACUGUUGAAAAACUACUGAGAUAAGCAAUAAUGAUACUUCCGAAGAGAUAUUUAAUUUUUUUUAAUUAGGUUUAUUAGUAGGGCCGUAUAACUUAUAAGCAAUCAGAAGUAACUGAAAAUGUAGUAGGUAUAAUAUAUUUAUCAACAUAAUUAUAUAUUUCUAUUAUUAUAGGCGUUUUUUGAAGCCUGAUAUAUUUUUGUCAUUUUACGUAAGAAUUAUAUUAAUUAAUAAAUGUAUGUUGGAUUAGGAGACCUGAUUUGAUUUAAAAAUUAUGUAUUGCAACUAAAACUAGCUGUAGUAUUCACGAUUAUUAUGUUAUUAUUGGGAUAACAAGAUGGCCGGAUAAGUAGGAAUCCAACGUAUAUGGUAGAGCACUAUAAUUAUACGAUUAGAAAUUUGUCAAUUUAUACAUACACUUUAUUCGACUAGAUUUGUGCAUUAAUAGUUUGCAGAAAAAGAAAAAAAAUCCUGGGUGAAAUUAUUCUCCAAAAGCCUGUUUCAAAUUGUUUUCAUUUCAAUUUAUUCAAAUUUUGAUGUUAGAUAUUUAGCGUAAGUGUUUUUUCCAGUAAAUUAAAUCGACAUUUUACUAGCGAACAUUAUGUAAUAAUGGAAAUGUAAAUUGAGAAUCGAACAUAACUUAAUAUAACUCGAACCUGAACCUGAUCGCAACAUAAAGAAAUAACCACUUAAAAAAAUACAGUUCGCUAGGCUGAAGAUGCAAAUUGUGUCCGUAGAUAAAAUAUGAUGUCUAUGCUCUUGUAGUUGCUAAUAUUAUUCUAGACUAAGUGGUUAUGUUCAGAUUGAUGUCAUAUUAACAGAUCUAAAAUCUUGGUACUACUUACUUAUUUGUUUGUAAAAAUAUUUGAUGAGCAAUACCAAAAUAGUACAAUUAAUUAUGUUGAAAAUGCAAUAUGGAUAUGUAUUUAGAGCGGCAGCGGCAUUUAACGUGCAAGAGUGAAUUCUGUUUUAUUCCAAAUAAUAUGUUUUAUUUACUAUCUGUAAAUACCACUUAUAUAAUUAUUCCCAUUGUGUAAUUUUAUAAAUUGGUUAUGGAGUGAACUAAUUAAAUAAAUAAAGUAAAACAGCAUUUCGAAGUGUUUUUAUUUGUUGUUGAAGCCGAUACCUUAUCUACAUCAUUUUGUGUUAUGUAAAAAACUAUCAAUAACUGGCUAUUUUUUUAGGUAGAAACAAGAUAACUGCGUUCGCAGUGUGAUUGCAUAAUUUUAUCAAUCAAAUUGAACUAUUGAAGCAUUAAUUAGUGGCCAUUUAUAUUGUUUUUGCAAUUGUAAUACAGUGAUUUCAUUAAAUAAAAAUAAAAAUAGCUUGUAAAAUCUAGCUUAAUUUUAUUAU